Laetiporus sulphureus 93-53 is the source of this 818-nucleotide messenger RNA. RefSeq lists its product as uncharacterized. The transcript has 2 exons. The record is from RefSeq and is a predicted model, not a curated record. Lineage: Eukaryota; Fungi; Basidiomycota; Agaricomycetes; Polyporales; Laetiporaceae. Bases 127 to 690 code for a protein of 187 amino acids.
CUUUCAGCGUACUCCCACAAUCUCCAAAGCCUAGAACACAAUUGGCUGCAAUUCAAGCUCAUAAAGCGAUAACGUAGUUCUACUUCUUCUCCUGUGUACCAAUCCGAGCCUCUCUGUUUCAUGACGAUGGGCAGUAUCGUGACUGCUGCUUCGGAUACUGCGUCCGCGCUCCGCGAGAACGUGCAUCUAUCUCAACUUAACCAAGACAAGGUGCCUGUGCUAUAUCCUCGAGGAACACCUUCUGGCAAGGCCGAGGAGGAAUAUAUCGCAUCCCUGACUAUCCAAGCGAACGCGGCUGCUAAAUCACUUGCAUGUGGGAGCAUUUUGGCUGGGCAAUCGAGCGAGGCGGACGAGUACGGUGACGUUGCAUUCUGGCUCGGAGAAGGCGACUACGGGGUGGGACAUGAGUCUCAGGUGCUGGAAGCCCUGCGUCUGGAAGGCCAGCUGAAUGCUGAGACGAAGGUUAUCCACAUGGACCUAUCCUCGGAGACACAGUUGCCAUCUACUCUACGUCUUCCGUCGCUGACUGAGGAGACCAAGGCGUUGAUCGAGUUGCUCUCGCAGUUGCGGGACGUCCAUUGUUUCCGUAUCGAGAAUAUGUCAGGAAGUAAUGGACUUGUUGCAUACGUUCUACUCGGACAGCGAGGCCACGGGUGGGUUGGUCUUCUGGGCAUCGGAGUGUGGACGUAGUGAGCGCACCUCGCAUUCACCUCAAUCAAUUAAUUGCAAUUGUGCCAGACAAAUGCCAGGCUGUUAUUGAUAGAUGUAUACACAAAUAUUUCUUUCAUCAAUUGCAGCCUCCAGCCCGCCCACCAGCG